This is a messenger RNA of Gasterosteus aculeatus aculeatus (three-spined stickleback), 1021 nucleotides long. It is a transcript of the gene tmem220, whose product is annotated as transmembrane protein 220. The record is from RefSeq and is a predicted model, not a curated record. Lineage: Eukaryota; Metazoa; Chordata; Actinopteri; Perciformes; Gasterosteidae.
UGUCAGCGGCCAAACAUUUCAGGUCAACGCGCAGACAACGUGGUAAAUAUCAAACGAACCCCUCCGCCGGUGUGUCUCGUUAAGAGGUUCUGCUGGGGGGGGUCAGAGCGUUCGCUCUCUCUUGUAUCGUUACGUCCCGCGGGCCCGGGCGGGGAGGUGAAAGGUUGCAAACAGCAAUGGGCGAAGUUAGCGGGACCUGGCUCGCUGUCACCUGGCGAGCCUGCAACUUUUUAAUGUCUUUAUUCUUCGCCCUCGCAACGUAUGUCCAGAUUAAUGAUCCUGACGCGGGGGUGUGGAUGGUUGCUUACGGUGUCCCUGCGGUCCUUUGCGCAUGCGUCGGUUUGACCCCCCACCUGACAGAGACUUUGCCCUGGAGGCGCGUGGCUGAUCUCCACGUGCUGGUUUCCAGCGCGGUUGUUGCCAUGAUGGGAUGGAGACUCCACAGAGAGACAGUCUCAGAGAUCUUCCACCUGGAGGAGGGCAGAGAAUUUUCUGGUCUCGUGCUGACGGCUGGAUGGCUUCUCCUGUGUCGCCACUCUGGAAGAGCUUCAGUCGGGAUGCUCAGAGUCUUGACAGCCGUUGCCAUCACAGUGUUCCCCUUUGUGGCCUGGCUUUACUACUACAUCCACAAGGAGCUCCGAUCAAACUGGCCUUCACAUUGUCAAAAUGCUAUUUAGACACCUUUCUUCCUUUUUUGGUGGAUUAAACAUUACUUCUGUUGGGUUCUUUGACUAAUAAUGCAUCAAGAAGGCUUCUUAGGCAAAAUCUUCAGUGAUUCAAGUAUCACUGAAUACAAACAUGUGCCAACAACCAAGUGGUGUCUCUUAAAGAGGGAUUCUUCCAAUGUUUACCUACUAGUUGUAUGUUAGUUCCGUUCAUUUUGUUUUUUUAUUUAAUUUUGUAUAUCUGUAAUUUUAUAACCAUAAUUCAUUUUCUGGUCUUGAAGUACAGAUCAUUUAUCUUUUGUAAAAUGGACAUAAAUCUAUAAAUCAUUUUGAAUAAAAGUGACGUGAAACUUUUA